Messenger RNA from Capsicum annuum, 619 nucleotides. RefSeq names its product glycine-rich protein DC9.1. Lineage: Eukaryota; Viridiplantae; Streptophyta; Magnoliopsida; Solanales; Solanaceae. The record is from RefSeq and is a predicted model, not a curated record.
AAGAAUGUUGUACAAUACUCAUGUGGCGUAAACUUUGAUAGUGAAUACAACCGCCGAGGGAGCGACUAUAAGUUCCCACAUGGCGAUUAUAACAAUGAAUAUAAAUCUUCAAGUGACGAAUAUAAAUCCUCAUAUGGUGAAUAUGACAACGAAUAUAAAUCCCAUCGUGGUGGAUAUGGUCUUCCAAAUGACGGAUAUAAAUCUCUUGGUGAUGGAUACAAAUCUCCAUAUGAUGAAUACAAGAACGGAUAUAAAUCUUCCGCUGGCGAAUAUAAACCCUCGCAUGGCGAAUAUAACGACGGACAUAAAUCUCUUGAUGAUGGAUACAAAUCCCCACAGGACGAAUAUAAGGAUAGAUAUAAAUCUUCCGACGACGAAUAUAAACAAGUAGGUGGAGGCCAUGAUUGACUAGCCAAUCCUCACAACAAAGCAUCACCUGCUAUUAUAAAUACUUCUAUAAUGGCAAGAUUAAUACUAGUAAUUGUCUUGCUACUUUAAACCUCGUUGUAACAAGUAUGAAUAAAACACCAUUCAAUUCAUAUGGAUGGUUGGUCAUGUAAUAUCUUGUUGUACAAUAUAUUGUGAUACAAGUAAUAUAUUUUGAUAUUUAACGUGUGAA